AUGAAGCUCGUUUGCAGCAGAGCAGCUCAAAUGUUCCUCGGAUCGAGAUAAUUUGCAAGAUGAAACGAAGGAGAAUCCAAACUUUACUUCUCUUGUUUCUUUGUGCCAGUAUUUUGCCAAUCUGUCGCUGCGCUCACGGGAAAUACGCUCAGAAGCUCCUGAACGACUUGUUCACCAACUACACGAGUGCGCUGAGGCCUGUAGAGGACACCAACACCAUCCUGAAUGUGACUCUGCAGGUCACGCUGUCGCAAAUUAUCGACAUGGAUGAGCGAAACCAAAUUUUGACUGCAUAUUUAUGGAUACGGCAAGUGUGGGUUGAUGCACACCUCAAAUGGAAUAAAGAUGAUUACGAUGGACUCGAUACCAUCCGCAUACCUAGUAGUUAUGUAUGGAGACCUGACAUAGUCCUAUAUAACAACGCUGACGAUCAUUUCACAGGCCCCAUGGACACCAACGUGGUGAUCCGACACGACGGUCAGAUAAUGUGGGAUUCCCCGGCCAUCACCAAGAGCUCGUGCAGGGUGGACGUGUCCUUCUUCCCCUUCGACGCCCAGCAGUGCAGGUUCACCUACGGAUCCUGGACGUACAACGGCAACCAGCUGGACAUCCUGAACGCCAUGGACAGCGCCGACCUGGCCGACCUGGUGGAGAACGUGGAGUGGGAGGUGCUCGGCAUGCCGGGGAAGAGGAACAUUAUUCUGUACGGCUGCUGCGCCGACCCGUACCCGGACGUGACCUACACGCUGAAACUCAAAAGAAGAGCCUCGUUCUACGUUUUCAACCUGCUCAUACCGUGUGUCAUGAUCUCUUUUCUGGCUCCGCUGGGCUUCUACCUGCCUGCUGACUCUGGAGAGAAGGUUUCUUUGGGCGUCACUGUCAUGUUGGCACUCACCGUCUUUCAGCUUUUAGUUGCAGAGAUCAUGCCGCCCUCGGAGAGCGUGCCGCUUAUUGGGAAGUACUACAUAGCAACCAUGACCAUGAUCACAGCCUCCACUGCUCUGACCAUCUUCAUCAUGAACAUACACCACUGUGGCCCGGACGCUAAGCCCGUCCCAAAGUGGGCCAAGACAGUCAUUCUGCAGUACUUGGCCAGGAUGUGCUUCGUUUAUGAAGUCGGGGAGAACUGCAUGUCGCCGCAGCCGGAGAAACAGGAGCCUCCGCCGGUGAAGAACACCAACUGCACCAUGAACGGUCAGGCAGGGCCAGGCAGAGAGGAGUGUGCCUUCAAAAUGGAGAAAGAACAAGAGACGGCGAUUGCAGAGGAAAGAGAGGACAUGGAUCAGAUGAUGAGCCCGAUCGGCUCGAUGGGGAAGAACCCGACCAGCCACUACAGCACCUGGAAGAACGGCGUUUUCAUGAGCAUGGACAACGGAGAUCCAGGGGGUCAGAGGAGAUGCAGGAAGGGAGGAGUGAGCGACGGGGAGAGAAAAGACAGAGAGAUUCCACCCUGCAGCAGCCAAAGCAACGAGAAGCAGCUGCUGCGUAACAUCGAGUACAUAGCCAACUGUUACAGAGACCAGAGGGCCACGCAGAAAAGGACUGGGGAGUGGAAGAAGGUGGCCAAAGUUUUAGAUCGCUUCUUCAUGUGGAUAUUUUUCAUAAUGGUGUUUUUAAUGAGCCUUCUCAUCAUGGGAAAAGCCAUCUAACUAUAGAACUCCUGCAAAGUCAAAUGGUGUACAUACCACAGAGAUUAUUACAUAGUUAGGGCAUUGUAUGAGAUAUUUCACAAAUCUGCCAACUAA
This is a messenger RNA of Stegastes partitus (bicolor damselfish), 1745 nucleotides long. RefSeq names its product cholinergic receptor, nicotinic, alpha 10a (gene chrna10a). Gene Ontology annotation, cellular component: postsynaptic membrane. The record is from RefSeq and is a predicted model, not a curated record. Lineage: Eukaryota; Metazoa; Chordata; Actinopteri; Pomacentridae. The transcript has 5 exons. Gene Ontology annotation, biological process: monoatomic ion transmembrane transport. Gene Ontology annotation, molecular function: transmembrane signaling receptor activity; acetylcholine-gated monoatomic cation-selective channel activity. Bases 60 to 1649 code for a protein of 529 amino acids.